Messenger RNA from Maylandia zebra (zebra mbuna), 569 nucleotides. The record is from RefSeq and is a predicted model, not a curated record. Lineage: Eukaryota; Metazoa; Chordata; Actinopteri; Cichliformes; Cichlidae.
UUAUCUGAUAUCUGCGACACACGGAGACUUCCUGUUAAACAGAAAGUAACCUUUGUGCGUGGGCGUGUUUGGAGCUGCAGGUGUGUCCAGCUGUGGGUUCGUUGGGUCAGCAGAGGAUUUAACGGGACUUUGUGUCGGUUUGUUUUUAAAGGAGGAUGAAGACGCUGGUGGUGUUCCUGCUCCUCAUGAACGUUUCCCAGCAUGCCUCGGCUCUGGAGGUGUAUGAGGGGGUGGAGUCUGUCCUGCUGACCUGUCAGGACUCUUCUGUACCUGCACGUCCCACUCUGGUGUGGAGCCGCCACGACUUCAGUCCUCCAAUCGUCCACCAGCGUAAUGAUGCAGGAGAUGAACUGAGAAACCAAAACCAGCGUUACAGGAAAAGAACGUCCAUGAAGACGGACUCUCUGAGGACUGGAGACUUCAGCCUCACUCUGAGGAACCCCAUCACCUCUGACAGCGGCACCUACACCUGCACCAUCACUGCAUUUGGAAAUGAACGGACACUGACAGAAGUAGAGCUGCAGGUCAAAGGUCAGCAACACACCCAACACACCAAGAAAGACUGUUGA